AGGGACGCUUCUGUGGUGAAAUUAUAGUACAUGGUGGAUGGGGUAACUGGCGUGACUGGAAUCUGUGUUCUCUGACCUGUAGAGGUGGAACUCGGACAAGACGAAGAAGAUGUGAUAACCCAGCACCAACCCGUCCUGAAGGAAAGGUUUGCGUUGGUUCGGCUUCACAGACACGUGCUUGUAACACAGACACGUGCUUGUAACACAGACACGUGCUUGUAACACAGACACGUGCUUGUAACACAGGCACGUGCUUGUAACACAGGCACGUGCUUGUAACACAGGCACGUGCUUGUAACACAGGCACGUGCUUGUAACACAGACAAGUGUCCAGUUUUAGUUUCAAUGUGCCGUGCUAGUGACGUCAGAAGAGGAAUAGGUUCAGAUCCCAGAUGUAAUGGCACGUCAUCUGCCUUAGACUGUGUCCCAGUCUGCAAAGAUCCAAGUCACAUCGUUGAUGUAAAAGAUAAACUUGUUCUCAAAUGCAGAAAUGGUGAAUGGGACUCGGAGAGACGAAAAGUGGCUCCAUGCACUUGUAAAGCAACCUUUUUCAACAUAAAAUUGUUUUAUUGUGGUUUUAAGGUGACAUCCCCUUUUGAGCUGAGGGUCACAUCUAAGAGUACAUUAAACUCUGCCACCUGUCUGUCCCAGUCUGCCAUAAGUGACUUGAAGUCGUUGAUUACAACCAAUACUGGUGCUUUACAGUGUAGUACUGAUGCCUCCUGUCAAACAACGGUACAUGUACAAUCCGAUGGCUGCGGUGUCGGUGGAAGGACAUUGGUUAGGAUAACAGCAACCAUAACUCUAACGUCAAACAUUUCUGCUGGUGACCUUCAGUUGGCAGAGUUCGUCACUUCAAAAACAGUGAGUCCACAGCUGCAGAAACUGAUUGAUGCUGUCAAAGUUUUGGAAAAGUCUGCCCAACAGUUACAGACUUCCAGUUCCAUUUAUGACGUCACAAUGGGCGGGACACAGUAUUCUGUUGUGAAAGAUGGUGUAACAGUGACAUCUGGUGUCCAGUGUCCAGCUGCAGCAGCGGUCAGAAAUAUGCUAUGUGUGUAUUGCUCACCAGGAACCUACAGCCAGGGUAACAAAUGCACGUUUUGUGAAGUAGGAACCUACCAGGAUGAAAUAGGGAAAGGUGAAUGUAAACAAUGUCCAUUUGGGAGGUCGACUGAAUUCACUGGAUCGACUGGUGUUAAUGAGUGUACAGUUUCUGUUGAUGGCAACGACAACGACGAUGAUGAUGUUGAUGAUGAUGAUGAACGUAACAAAAAUAUUGAAGAUACUCGUUCAUUGAUAGCUGGCUUAGCAGUUGGCUUAGCAGGAGCAUUUGUGGUAAUAGCAGCCUUGGUGGCAAUUGUCUUUUCAGAAAAGAAAAAAACCUGGAACAAUACACAAAAGUAUAAUGUCCUCUUGAACGAAAUGAGGUUUAGAAGUCCGACAAGCUAUGGUCAGAUCGCACCUACGGUCUAGCUGCUAAGCCAAACAACCGUUCAUUUUUUCAGGAAAGCAUGAAACGUGGCACAGGUGUUCUAUGGCAGAGUGAGGUCAAUUUGAAAACGCGACACAAAGCCGUCCAAUAUAUUUUAGUUUGACAUCACAUCACAUUUUUACCUUUCAUCUAUAUUGCCAUGACCUAUGAUUCAGAUGAGGUCUUUUAACAAGUAUGCAUAUAUAUCAACUGCUUUGACAUCUCGAUAUACAUGAUGGAAUACUUCCAUGUUAUUGGAGACAACUGAAAAGGUGAUUUAAAAUAAGAUCACCAUGAUGCAACUUCAUGUUACCUUUAUUAUAAUGUCCUGCUUGUAUACAGAGAAUACCUGGUUAUUGUCUUAAGAUAUUGGCGUUAUCCUGUGAAGGUUAGAACGGCCAAUACCAGAGGCACUGCAUCACAACAUUUGUCAUUCGCCAGAGCAGGAUAAAACCAAUAGCUUAAAUUAAUGACCAGUUAUUUAUUUAUCCUGCAAUCCAACAUAAUGCAAAAAAGCAAUGAAAAUACAUAUUGUAAAACAAAAAAAAUGGUUUUAAAAAUCCAAGUUAUCAACUGGAAUAAAAGAAUAAGAAACUUUGAAGAAUACAACAUUCCUUUGCUAAUCAUAAUUACAUGUUAUGUAAUAGUCCCCAAAAGCUAUAUUUUGGUCAGAUUUAAAUAGUGAUUGCAAAACACACACACACACACACACACACACACACACACACACAAAUUUACUUAUAUUUAUAGUUAUAGGUUAAUUAUUAUGAAUAUGAGCUUUGAAACCACUGCUCUGUGUAACAUUGAAAAUGUUUCCAUAUGGCAGCCAUCUUUAAAGCCAAUAUAACAGACAUAUGAUCUACUUAUUAUUUGUACCACUAGAUUUACAUGUACAUAAAAUAUAUGCUAUAGGCUUCGCUACCAUGGUUCUGUGUUGCUUAAGUUUUAAAAAAAUAAUUAAAAAGUGUUAUAUAUGGCAGCCAUCUUUAAAUUCAAUAUGGCGGACCUUUUAUAUACUGUUAGAUGCACAAGUAAAUUUAUAAUUCUUAAAACAUGGGUAUAGGCUUUGGAAUCAUGGUUCUGUCUGCCUUAGAAUGCGAGAUUUUCAAUAUGAAUGAGGCUGAUGGCGGCUAUUUUGAAAUUCAAAAUGGCGACCACCAGAGUGAGGUUUUUUUUUCGUGUCACAUUUUUUAAAUUGAACACCUGUACCAACUUUCAUGCUUUCCUGAAAAAGUGAACGAUUCACUAACAUUUUGGGCCUUAGUUGCUGGACUACUAAGGUUGAUGGUACGAGCCUACGUCAAACAGCUGAUGCUAUGUACAGCUUCCAGUCCGCCAAUAAAGCAAGUGGCUAUUAUCAUGAUGGUAGCAUUCCUCAGUCCAUAGAUCUCCCUCCAUCAUAUGAGCAGAUGAUGUCCAUACCGUUUCAGCACCCACCAGUACAAAGCAAGCUAACAUUAGUACAUACUCAGUUCACACCAGUACAGGAACAAACCAACUCGGUAACAAAACAACCCAUUAGCACCAGCUGAGCGUCGUGUUUACGAGAGGAAGAUUUUGCCACCCUGUCACGGGAAUUCUAUAAUACCCAUAACUGAAUGAAACACGAUUAUCAAAAUAUCUCUCCUAACUGUAUAGAGUCGGUAUAUUUUCUUAGAUCGCCAGACUGGCUGUCGCCAAUCACGGUUGUAAAAACCCCACUCGCGG
This is a messenger RNA of Gigantopelta aegis, 3181 nucleotides long. RefSeq lists its product as uncharacterized. Lineage: Eukaryota; Metazoa; Mollusca; Gastropoda; Neomphalida; Peltospiridae. The record is from RefSeq and is a predicted model, not a curated record. The transcript has 10 exons. The coding region runs from base 346 to 1476 and encodes 376 amino acids.